AUGUUCAAGGCCUCCAAAGAAUCAAGAGCAGCUCUGCACCGCGUGCUCCAUCUCGGUCAGGCUGCAGGUAAGCCUGGGGAAGUUUACUACCCUCUCCAGCUCAGGAGGACUGAGAAGCCUGUUCCUGGAGAACAUGAGGUCCUCAUCCGGCUCAAAGCAGCUGCGCUGAACCAUCGCGAUCUCUUCGUCAGGCAUCAUCAAUACCCCGCCAUAUCCCUCGAUCAUCCCAUGUUAUCGGACGGUUAUGGAGUGAUUACUGAAGUUGGGCGAGGUGUUUCUGAUAACUCCCUACUCGGAGAAAACGUCCUCCUAACACCGAUGCGAGGCUGGAUAUCCGAUCCAACUGGCCCAGAGAACCCUGAAAAAUGGUCCAUUACCGGAUCGACCCGUCUCUAUGAUGUAGGCACCGCGCAAGACUAUGUUUGCGUUCACAAGGACGAGGUUGUUCCGGCCCCGAAACACCUGUCUGCCACGGAGGGCGCAGCUCUACCACUGGUAGGGCUUACAGCAUGGCGGGCACUAGUUACCAAGGCUGCUGUCCAGCCAGGACAGAAUGUUCUCAUUACAGGUAUUGGAGGCGGCGUUGCUCUCUCAGCCUUACAGUUCAGCGUGGCUAUGGGUGCCAACGUCUUCGUCACAUCUGGUAGUCAAGAAAAGCUCGAUAGAGCUAGAGACUUGGGUGCACAAGGCGGCGCGAUCUAUAAGAGGGAGAAGUGGGAGGCAGAUAUUCGCGAUCAGCUUCCGUCAUCGAGGCCUUUCAUUGAUGCUGUUAUUGACGGAGCAGGUGGUGAUAUCGUUAUCAAAGCUGUAAAGCUUCUCAAACCUGGUGGUGUUAUUGUUCAGUAUGGUAUGACCGUCUCGCCAAAAAUGAAUUGGACUAUGCCAGCUGUUCUUCUGAAUGCAGAAUUAAAGGGAACUACGAUGGGCUCUAGGCAAGAGUUUCGGGAUAUGGUUGCCUUCGUCGAUCGCAAAGGGAUCCGACCAGUGAUCAGCAGAAUAGUGCAAGGUCUGAGUAACCUCACGGAUAUUGAUGGGCUUUUUGACGAUAUGAAAGCUGGACGACAGAUGGGCAAGCUUGUUAUUAAGAUAGAGGAGCCAAGCAGCCCCAAGAUCUAG
Messenger RNA from Fusarium odoratissimum NRRL 54006, 1116 nucleotides. RefSeq names its product alcohol dehydrogenase. Lineage: Eukaryota; Fungi; Ascomycota; Sordariomycetes; Hypocreales; Nectriaceae. The transcript is spliced from 2 exons. The coding region runs from base 1 to 1116 and encodes 371 amino acids. The record is from RefSeq and is a predicted model, not a curated record. Gene Ontology annotation, molecular function: oxidoreductase activity.